GAACAAAGCCUGUUAUUACAUUUCCUCGUGGACAUAAAGAAUAUGCAGAAGUAGACUGUCAUAAAUGUGAAGAGAAUAGAUAUAAUCCGUACGAAGGAAAAAGAUCAGAUUCUUUCUCUGUUUGCGAGAGGGUAAGACGAGAUUGCCGGCGUACAGGGUUCAUAGAAUGUGAUAAAGUGGCUGGAAUUGAGAGACAAUGGACCAAUUCCAAGUGUAUGUGUGAUGUUAGGAAAAACUUUAUUCCAGUUCGUGAAAAAGAAAGUAGGUGCUCAGAUGAUGAUGUAUUGAUGUGUAUUGAAAGAGUGCCUUGUCCAGAUACUCCAGAUGGAAAAAGACAAGAAUAUCUCUUGUCCAAUCAUUCAUGCUCCCCUGUUUGCGGUGAAGGUUAUUACCAGAGAAGCGCAGAGUCAGAUGAAUGUAUUCCUAAAAGGAUUCUUACUGAGGAUUCAAAUACAACAUUAGAUGUAACUACUGAUCCUAUGGAUAUCAAACCUGUUACUGUAGACCCUGUGUCAACAACAGUAAAAAAUAUCACAGUAAUAACAGAUGUUCCAUCCGAUGGCACAAAUAAUGAUAGAGGACCACCAUCAAAAGGUGUA
This is a messenger RNA of Mercenaria mercenaria, 599 nucleotides long. RefSeq lists its product as uncharacterized. The record is from RefSeq and is a predicted model, not a curated record. The annotation marks the transcript as partial. The transcript has 3 exons. NCBI's taxonomy places the organism in Eukaryota, Metazoa, Mollusca, Bivalvia, Venerida, Veneridae.